Sclerotinia trifoliorum is the source of this 2316-nucleotide messenger RNA. The record is from the annotation of a GenBank genome assembly. Lineage: Eukaryota; Fungi; Ascomycota; Leotiomycetes; Helotiales; Sclerotiniaceae.
CUAUCCAAGACAAAACAUCUUGCUAACUAGUGCCAGUUUUAUAUAUCUCUAGAUUCUCAUAGUAAUUAAAGGUGGUAGUUAGUCAAAACCCAAAAUCCUUUUCCCAUCAUCAUCGAUAUAAAUACCGCACAGACCAAUCAUUCCCUCCACUACGGUGACCGAAAACAACCCAAAAAAUUAUUUCGAGAUGGAAUCAAAAUAUUGCCAGUAUUUGCAGAACCCACUCCAAACUCUCAUUUUCUUUUCUUUCCUCUCCAUCUUACAUUCAAGAUGCCGGCGUUUGCAAGAUCAGUUACUCCUUUCUUCCAGACCGCACGAUCGGCGCUGCGUCAAGGUAAUGCUGUCAGUCCUUUGCAGCAUGCUUUGAGAAGACAAAAUGGAGCCGCUGUGAUCAAUGCUGCUCGUUCAUAUGCUACCGCUUUCGAGCGCUCGAAACCCCAUGUUAAUAUUGGUAUGCUUUCUGUCUGCUUUGAUGCUGGGUCUUUGCUAAUGUUCGAUAGGUACAAUUGGUCACGUCGAUCAUGGAAAGGUAUAUUUUUGUCCAUGUCGAUGACCCCGCGUAGGCAAACAAAUGCUAAUGGAUCAUGAAUGCAUAGACUACUUUAACGGCCGCCAUUACCAAGAGACAGGCAGAGAAGGGGUUGGCUAAUUUCCUCGAUUACGGUGCCAUUGACAAGGCUCCUGAAGAGCGAAAGCGUGGUAUCACCAUCUCCACUGCCCAUAUCGAAUAUGCUACCGAAGCUCGCCACUACUCCCACGUCGAUUGUCCCGGUCACGCAGAUUACAUUAAGAACAUGAUUACUGGAGCUGCCAACAUGGACGGAGCCGUCAUUGUCGUUGCUGCUUCCGAUGGACAAAUGCCUCAAACCCGUGAGCAUCUUUUGCUCGCCCGUCAAGUCGGUGUUCAAAAAAUUGUCGUUUUCGUCAACAAGGUCGAUGCUCUCGAGGACCCUGAGAUGUUGGAGUUGGUCGAGAUGGAGAUGCGUGAUCUCCUCACCACAUAUGGAUUCGAAGGAGAGGAGACACCUAUCAUUCUUGGCUCCGCCCUUUGCGCACUCGAGGGCCGCAGACCGGAACUUGGAACGGAGAAAAUCGAUGAAUUGAUGAAUGCAGUUGAUACCUGGAUCCCAACCCCACAACGUGAUCUCGACAAGCCUUUCCUCAUGUCCGUCGAAGAUGUUUUCUCCAUUCCUGGUCGUGGAACCGUCGCCUCCGGUCGUGUCGAGCGCGGUAUCCUCAAGAAGGAUUCAGAGGUCGAAAUUGUCGGAAAGGGAGACCAAAUUAUCAAGACCAAGGUUACUGAUAUCGAGACCUUCAAGAAGUCCUGCGACGAAUCCCGUGCAGGAGACAACUCAGGCCUUUUGCUCCGUGGUAUCAAGCGUGAAGAUGUCCGACGUGGAAUGAUUAUUUCCGCCCCAGGAACCACCAAAGCACACACCAAAUUCCUCGUCUCCAUGUAUGUCCUCACCAAGGAAGAAGGAGGACGCCACACUGGAUUCCACCAAAACUACCGCCCACAAAUCUUCAUCCGAACCGCCGACGAAGCCGCUGCUCUCCACUGGCCCGAGGGAACCGAAGACGCCGACUCCAAAAUGGUCAUGCCAGGUGACAACGUCGAGAUGCAAUGCGAGAUUGAGAAGCCCUGCGCCAUGGAAGUCGGUCAACGUUUCAACAUCCGUGAGGGAGGAAGAACCGUCGCCACUGGUUUGGUUACCAGAAUUAUCAAGUAAAUUAAUUCCAAAUCAAAAUCAUCUAAUCAAUUCCAAUAUCUACAGUAGAAAAGAAAACAAACCAGAAUGGAUCGGAUGCUAUGACAUGUAACGUGUAUGAAAUGGGUGGCGUGGCGUGAAGGUAAAGGAAAAUUACACUGCAACGCAUUGAAUAAAAAGGACAGACAAUGCAAAGCAAUACAAUGGAAAAGAAAGGCAAAAGACAAUCAAAUAAAUUGAAUUGUGGAUGGAAAAACUAGGAUGAAAGAGAAAGGAAAGAAAGAAAGAUGACAGAAAUGAAUCUCUCAUUCAACCAUUCAUUUAUUCAUUCGUUCAUUACAUUCAUUGUUUGUAUACCUACCUAGGUAGUAUUUGAACGAUCAACGAUCAACGAUGAACGAUGAAAGAUGAAAGUUGAAAGUCGAGAAAGUUGCAAAAAACAGGAGUUCGUCUAUUCAAAUCGACAUCACACUUUGUAAAUUUAUAGCCCCUUUCUUUUUCUUUUUUUUUUGUAGAUUACAGCAGUAGCUACCUAGCUAGUUGGAUGGCUCUUUAGCAGCGGAAAAAUGAAAGAUAGAACUCCUCUCAUUUUGAUCUUGGUGAUGAU